AUGAAUCUUUUUAAUUGUUUUCAUCUUACUCUGAUAUCCCGUAAAGGUACUGCAGAAUUGUUAAAUUAUCGUAUGACAUCAAUUAGGUUUUCAAAACUCUCGAAAGCUUCACCUUUCUUCUUUUUUUUUCUAGUUGGAGAAUUAAUUACAAGCAUGAAACUUAAAUGGUGGGCUGAGAACUUGCACGAGAACGAUGAAGCUCCUUCAGAUGACUUAUCCCCGUUAGCAUGA
Molecule: messenger RNA, 231 nt
Organism: Clunio marinus
Lineage: Eukaryota; Metazoa; Arthropoda; Insecta; Diptera; Chironomidae
Source: the annotation of a GenBank genome assembly